CGGGAGCGUUAUUUAGUUUCACACGUAAAAAGGGACGCAGGGAAGCGGGGCGGUGAUUUGGGAUAGAGCCCGUAGCUGCCGGUGAAGAUGGCGGCUUUGCGCAGGAUGGUGUCGGUGCUGGUUAGCAGAUCGGCGGCUCGGUUCGGGGAUAAAGCGCGGGUAACGAGCGGCGGGGCAGCGGCGGUGGGAUUCGGGCUCGCGGCCGGUGGAGCAGCGGUGCUGUACCUUAACUACCGGGGAGCGCGCGCCGGAGUACGCAACAACGCGCCCGUGCAUGCGGAGGAGCCGAACCGGCAUUUGGACUUGGAGGACGGAGACGUGUACAUGUCGUCCCAUGAGCACCACUUCAGGCUCUUCAGCUCUCUGGAGUAUGAGGGUCAGCUGUACAUGACGCCUCAGAACUUCAUCGAGUCAGUGACCACGUGCGAGCCGAGGAGUAAGAAAUCUUGGCAGUCUCUCACUAAACAGGAGCUGGAGAAGAUCCUCUCAGAGACGCCUCCAGUGUGGAAAGGAAGUUCUACCCUUUUCCGAAAUCUCAGAGAGAGAGGUAUCAUUUCUUACACAGAGUAUCUCUUCCUGCUUUGUAUCUUGACCAAGCCUCAUGCUGGCUUCAAAAUAGCCUUCAACAUGUUCGACGCCGACGGCAACCAGAUGGUGGACAAGCAAGAAUUUCUGGUGCUGCAGGAAAUCUUCCGGAAGAAGAACGAAAAGAAGGGACGCAAGGGAGAUGCAGAUAAGUCGGCUUUGCUGAGCAUGCAGCUCUACGGAUAUCAUGUCGCCCCAGGCACUAGCGUGUCGAAAAAAGAGAGCCGUGAGGAGUGUGUGGCGCGGAGCUACUGGGACGUGUUGAGACGAAGCGCCAGCCAAGCGCUCUUUUCUGACCUGGCAGAGCGCACGGACGAUGGUAUGACCGUAGACACCACGUUGCUCGUACACUUCUUCGGGAAGAAAGGCAAGGCAGAGCUGACAUUUGAGGACUUCUACAGGUUUAUGGAUAAUCUCCAGACAGAGGUGCUGGAGAUCGAGUUCCUGACCUACUCCAAAGGCAUGAUCACCAUCAGUGAGGAAGAUUUCGCUCGCAUCCUCCUGCGAUACACCAACGUAGAGGACAUUCGCAGCUACCUGGAAAAUGUGCGACAGUCUAUUCCUGAUGAAAAGGGAAUCACCUUCGAAGAGUUCAGGUCUUUCUUUCAGUUCCUCAACAACCUUGAAGACUUCGCUAUCGCUAUGCAGAUGUACAACUUCGCCUGCCGGUCCAUCGGACAAGAUGAGUUUGCGAGGGCGGUGUACGUAGCCACGGGUCUUAAACUCACUCGACACCUAGUCAACACCAUCUUUAAGAUCUUUGACGUGGACCACGAUGACCAGUUGAGCUACAAAGAGUUUAUAGGGAUCAUGAAGGACAGACUGCACCGUGGAGCCAGGGGCUAUAAGCAUGUAGAACACUUCACUUCCUUCAAGUCAUGUCUGAAGAAGGAGCUGGCAGGAAGCAGGUGAGCGGUGGAUCAGUCCUCAGCUGUCUGGAGGAAGGAUCCUUCAUCAUCUUCAGCGUCAUCAUCUUCAUCACGAUCAGAAGUCUUCCGUGGGGCGUCUGUUGAGACGAUUCUGCUUUCUGCAUGUUCUGCAUGACUCUCUUCCCUUCUCUCAGUACUUCCAGCUCUACAAAAGUGAUUAAUGUGCUGCGGUUGUUAUUAAUAACUCCUCUGAGCAGCACAGUGUGAAGUGAUCUCUAUUUAAUACGCACACAAAUCAUGAUCCUUUCUAAACCUCUGUGAUUUCACUGUAUUAUUUUUGUUGUUAAAAUUAAAUUGUGACACUGGUUUUAUUUUCUGAUAAAAAAUAGAUUUUUCUACCUGGACUCAGUUCAGGUUAUUUAUUUACUCCGAAACGUGAAACCAAAGCUAGCAAACUAGCUAAAGCUUAGCUAUGAAUAACAUGCUGAAUUUUGUCCUUGAGUGUCGAUUCUGAUUGGUCAGGAGGUGUAAUAGCGUUUCUAUAGUAACAGGUCAACGACAGUGUCAGGGAUAAUAAUGGUGGUGUUUACUUUAGGAGUCUCCAGUGUCAGGAGGGAGGAAAACUGUAUCUUUUCCGACAUCUUUCUUUGUAAAAUCAAAAAAUCGUAGGCUUUUAUUUAAGACUUGAAAGGAAACGUCUGUUCAUAGCUGCUAUAAUAAGCGAUAAUGUAAACAUUUAACAUUAAAUGUAACUAUAAAUGGAUAAAUAGUAUGAAAUAUUCAUUGAUGAACUAAAUAUUUAAUUGCUAUUGUAUGAAGAGGAAUAAAUCACCCGAUGCUGUGACGUUAAUCGAAAUGAAGCGCACCCUUGUGGUGGGAAGAGGAACUCCGAUGAAUGGAGACUUGUGUUCUUUAUCCAGUCUCUGUUCUAUUCGUUAGAAUUACAGAUGAAGAUACAGUGAACCUAAAGUGCCUAAUUAGAGACAAUGCAAAGAUCGUUGCCAUUCCUGAUUUGUUCAGAUCUAAAUUCUGCAGUUCUCAAAAUAGUAAAUAGUUCAUUAAAUAGUGUGUCUUUAAUCCAAUCGCAUCACACAGCUUUAAGUGCUUUUCAAGAGCUUUAACUCUCAAAGGUGUCAUAGUCUAUGGACCAGUAAGAAACAUGACCUAAACAUGUGGGUUUUUCAGUGAGUAAAAAUCCGAGAACUGCGUGUGACACUGUGAUCUGUUUAAUAAUGACCUUAAAAUAAUCACUGAAUUUCUCCAUUUACUUUCACUUCCAGUUUGUGCUCCAGCUGCAUUUAUCUGACCAGUCGUCCAAACUGCACUCACUAACCUGUAAAGGAAAACACAAAGAAAUGCCUGAACGGUGGAUAUUUCUACUGCAUACUGUUGUGUCUCUUAUACUAAUAAUCAGGCCUUGUAUUUGGAUAUUUAAGAAUGAAGGUGUUGUAUGUUGUAUGAAAUGCAGAAUAAUUAUUUCCCUUGUUGUCAGUUAUUACCGGGAUAUGAAGCUACAGUAUGAAGUCAAUCUGGAUGCAUUUAACUUAUUGCUGUUUAUUGAAAAUACACAACAUCCUCCUUUUGACCCUGCAGCCUGGUUGGGGAUUAUAAUCUAACAAUAGUGUCGAAUAAAAUGUUGGUUAUUUGUAUGUUUUUUCUGUGGGUUUUGCAUCAGAGAAUGGCAAUAAAUCAGUUCCUACACCAGUAACAGCUCUUGUUAAAUUACAGGGACACAGAGUGUGGUUUCUGUGCUGUUUUAUUAACUUUAAGAUGGAAAUAAAGAUAUGUUUGUGUGUG
This is a messenger RNA of Tachysurus vachellii, 3251 nucleotides long. It is a transcript of the gene micu3a, whose product is annotated as mitochondrial calcium uptake family, member 3a. Gene Ontology annotation, cellular component: uniplex complex. Gene Ontology annotation, molecular function: calcium ion binding. The coding region runs from base 88 to 1497 and encodes 469 amino acids. Lineage: Eukaryota; Metazoa; Chordata; Actinopteri; Siluriformes; Bagridae. Gene Ontology annotation, biological process: calcium import into the mitochondrion; mitochondrial calcium ion homeostasis. The record is from RefSeq and is a predicted model, not a curated record. The transcript is spliced from 15 exons.